AUGCUGCGAGGGCAUCCGCGGUGGGACCCCAUGGUGCUUCCGACCCCUACCACGGUAGUCAAUACCAAACAGUAUCGGAUACCUGGUGGGCACGAGGAGAUAACCGCCACCAUUAAAGGAUUGCUCCAGACGGACAUCAUCCGUCCCGCCAUGAGCGCAUUUAACAGCCCCAUUUGGCCGAAAAAGGACGGAACCUGGCGCAUGACGGUUGACUACCGCAAUCUGAACAGGGUCACCCCAACCCUAAUGGCGGCAGUUCCCGAUAUAGUCUCCAUCAUGGAGCGCCUCGCAACACGAGUAGGGCAGUGGCAUGUGGUGGUGGACUUGGCGAAUGCCUUCUUUUCCAUCGCCAUUUCCCCGCAGAGCCAAGAUCAAUUCGCCUUUACGUGGGAGGACCGGCAGUAUACGUUCACCGUGCUGCCCCAGGGCUAUAAACAUAGCCCUACCAUCUGUCACCAGUUGGUUAGCGGAUACCUGGAGCAGGUGGCUGUCCCAGAUGGGGUGGUUUUGGAACACUAUAUUGAUGAUGUCCUACUGAGUGGGCCCCAUGAAACGGCACUUUCCGAGGCUAAGAACGAUGUUUUGCAGGAGCAGACUAUCAAGGAGUUAGAAGAACUUAUCCACUAUUACGGAACUCCCCUUGAAGUGCAGAGUGAUCAGGGAACCCAUUUCAUGGGGAUGGAAGUAAGAGAAUGGACUAGGGGGCUAGGAAUCGUGUGGGUGUUUCACAUCGCAUACCACCCGCAGGGCGCCGGGCUCAUUGAGCGCAUGAACGGUUUACUUAAAGAACAGCUACGCAAACUGUCCCCCACUGAAUCCCUGGCCGGAUGGAGUCAUAACCUGCGCCAGGCUGCAGCCGUGCUCAAUGACCGUCCGCUGUAUUGUUCCAUCCCAUAUGCCAGAUUUAAGGGGGAGGUCAUCGAGCGGCCCCGUGUGCUGCGAGUGCAGCGUCUGCACCCGCAAGCCCACCUCCCCAUUCGGGCCACUCCGGGAAGUGCUGGUCUUGACCUACGGGUCCCUCAGGAGAGCCUUACUCUGCAGCCUAAUAGCCGAAACCUCAUGAGUAUUGGCUUAGCCAUUGGACUCCCACAAGGCUAUUAUGGGCGCAUUGCCCCAUGCAGUAGCCUGGCCCUCAAGGGCAUAGAUGUGGCAGCGGGAGUGAUUGACGCUGACUACACGGGGGAGGUUAAGGUGCUUUUGAUGCACAAUGGCCCGCAGGCAAUAAUCCUCUCCCAAGGCGAGCGGGUUGCACAGCUGAUUUGCGAGCGCAUUGGAUUGCCUGAAGUGCAGGAAGUGGAGGCGCUUACACCCACCACUCGAGCGGGGGGUUCAGCUCGACUGGGCGUGCAGUUUGGGUCCAUGACCCCACCAAGCAUAACCCGCUUGAAGGGGAAAUCGUAG
Trachemys scripta elegans is the source of this 1401-nucleotide messenger RNA. RefSeq lists its product as uncharacterized. Lineage: Eukaryota; Metazoa; Chordata; Testudines; Emydidae. Gene Ontology annotation, biological process: DNA integration; dUTP catabolic process; dUMP biosynthetic process. Gene Ontology annotation, molecular function: magnesium ion binding; dUTP diphosphatase activity; nucleic acid binding. The record is from RefSeq and is a predicted model, not a curated record.